GAUUUUGACAAGCUGGCAACUAAUGCAGUGUCUCAGCACUUUGAGGAGAUAAACUCCAUUUUGUUUGAGGGUCAAAAGGAAAACUUGACCCAACAUGCUGAUGUUGCCAGGGAGUGUCAGGAAUGGAGUUCUCAGUUUCCACAUCUCAGGGUUCUGGGUAAACAAGCAUGCACUCCCAAAGACACAGGUUUCUACCAUGUGUCAUCACCUCAGGGUUCUAGACCCACCUCUUCUAGCAUGGCUCUGGUAGCUUCAGACACUGGUAGCUCUAGCUCAGAUUCUCAGGGACUCUGCAUUACGGGUAAGCAUGUUUCACCGGUGCAGGCGCCAAUUGCCUCUCUAUCAGGAAGUGAUUGGGAUUCUUCACCCUACUCCUUCCUAGUGGAGGAAGUUAUAGAGGAGGAUGGUGUUUAUGAAGAUGUCAUUGCAGUGGACUAUAAAAACAU
Candidula unifasciata is the source of this 446-nucleotide messenger RNA. NCBI's taxonomy places the organism in Eukaryota, Metazoa, Mollusca, Gastropoda, Stylommatophora, Geomitridae. The record is from the annotation of a GenBank genome assembly.